Messenger RNA from Microplitis demolitor, 1897 nucleotides. RefSeq names its product 1-acyl-sn-glycerol-3-phosphate acyltransferase gamma. The coding region runs from base 659 to 1822 and encodes 387 amino acids. Lineage: Eukaryota; Metazoa; Arthropoda; Insecta; Hymenoptera; Braconidae. The transcript has 7 exons. Gene Ontology annotation, molecular function: 1-acylglycerol-3-phosphate O-acyltransferase activity. The record is from RefSeq and is a predicted model, not a curated record. Gene Ontology annotation, cellular component: endomembrane system.
CUCCUUAAUAAAAAUAGAAUAUAAAAAAUAUAAAUUAUAUCCCCUUCUAUUUUUCUCAGUCUCAUCUCACAACCUAUCCUUUGAAAACCAACACCAGCAACACCAACUACAAACUACGUGUGUUAUAUUUUAUCAGAACUCAGCUCAGACUGUCUAGAUCAACUUGACCGUCAAGUUCUGUGUGAUGUUGACUAUAGACUAUACCUUAAAAAAAUAAAAUACCAUUUCUAUUACUCAUAGUUACCAUUAUCCCACUAGCUUUUGCUAGACAUUAGACACUAGGCAUUAGAUAUAACCAAAAAUUUUAAAAAAAAUAUCCACGUUUCAUUUCCCGAAUAUUUUCAUACCCAAAACGGUGCUUUUUGUCCUCUGCAAAAAUUUGAGUACUUAAAACAAAAUAAGUCAAUACUAUAUAUUUGUUUAUGAAUAUAUAAAUAUACAAGAAUAUAUAAAUAGGUUGUAGUUAUUUUUUAAAUUUAAAUAACAAUGAUUUGAAAAUUGACUACUCGCACAAUGGGUUGCUAGGUGUAGUAGAUAGUGAUAAUUUGAAUGAUAAAGCACAAGCUGAUUGACACGUGCACAAACAUAUUAUAUAUAAAUAUAUAAAUAUAUAAAUAUAGUUGACUUUAAAUUAAAGAAAUAUAUAAGUAAAACCAAAAUGGGAUUUAUUGAAUCUUUUAAAAAAUCAACGCUGGUGCAUCUGAUGUUCGCGAUAACAUUUUUUACAUCAGGUUUAAUAAUAAAUGUACUGCAAUGUAUUUUGUACCUUGGAUUGAAACCAUUCUCGAAGUAUUAUUAUCGGAAAAUAAAUUAUUAUCUUUGUUACUCGUUUUACUCUCAAUUAGUAUUUAUGGCGGAAUGGUGGUCAGGUACAGAUUUGAUAAUUUAUAUUGAUAAAAAUGAUUUUGAUAAAUAUUAUGGUAAAGAACAUGGUUAUUUAUUAAUGAACCAUAGUUACGAAAUAGAUUGGCUUAUGGGUUGGAUGUUUUGUGAUAGAAUUAAAAUGUUGGGGAAUUGCAAAGCAUACGCUAAAAAAUCGAUUCAAUAUGUACCAACACUUGGAUGGGCAUGGAAAUUUGCCGAGAGUGUAUUUUUAGAACGCAGUUGGGAAAAAGAUAAAGAGACAAUCGGCCAUCAGAUCAGUGAAUUAGGUGAUUAUCCUGACACCAUGUGGUUAUUACUGUACGCGGAAGGUACGCGAUUUACAGCAGAAAAGUUAGAAGCCAGUCAGAAGUUUGCUAAAGAAAAAGGCUUGGCAAUAUUAAAGCACCAUUUGACUCCACGCACAAAAGGUUUUACUGCAAGUAUUCCUCAUUUAAAAGGCAAGGUCGAUGCCCUCUAUGACAUUCAAUUAGCAUUUAAUCCGAAAGCAGCUAUCAAGCCUACUAUGACUAAUUUAUUGCGCGGUGAAAAGGUUGAAGCUCAUUUGUAUAUAAAGAGAAUACCUAUUAAAGAUAUUCCUGAGGGUGAACAAGCCGCCGCUGCAUGGUUGCAUAAAAAAUAUGAAGAAAAAGAUCGACUAGCUGAGAGUUUCAUUGAAACUGGAGACUUUUUCGCUACUAGUGGCGUACCUAAAACUGACAAAUUUAAAUUGCCGAGAAGAUAUUUUUCAUUAAUAAAUACUAUUUGCUGGGCAAUUAUUGUAUUAGUACCGAUGCUUUAUUAUCUUGUUAAAUUAUUCAUUUCUGGAUCAACAAUUGCGUUUACAUUUGGCGUUGCAAUUAUUCUUUUAUUUUUUUACUUAAUGCACAAAAUAAUCGGUAUGUCCGAAAUAAGCAGGGGAUCAUCUUACGGGUCAGCAGCAACAAAGAAAACAAAUUAAAGCCAAAUAUAAAAUAUAAUAAUAAUAACUACCUAAGUAUUAAUAAAAUGAAAAAAAAAAAAAAAAAAAAAAAAA